CGGACUCGGACUGGAGCGAGAACGCGCUUCCGUAAUCGACACCGUCUCCAAUCGUAAGUCGAUCCAUAUAAGCUACAGGAGUUCUGCUGUUCUGUCUGCAUACAUCCACCGGCUUGAGAGUUGAGAGCCCUAGAUUGCAAGCUCGAUCGUGAUUCGCGACAUGGCCACGCCCACGCAGAGCCCGCUCCGCCGCUGGAAGCCCUUCUUCCGCGCCUUCGACUCCAUCGACGCCGACAUGGAGGCCUUCGACCCGGUAGAGUUCUCCCGCCGCGAGUUCCGGACCGCAAGGGGCGACAUCGUCGAACGCCUCUGCGACGCCGCCGACGACGACCAAGCAGAGCGGCUCUGCCUCCUGCUCGACGACGUCAUGGCGGAGUCCCUCGAGACGCUCCGGCUGCUCCCGCUCAUGCCCACGGUGCUCGCCAAGACCGACCUCGCCAAGUGCGUCCGCGCGCUGCACAAGGACCACGAGUCGGAGCGCGUCCGCGUCCUCGCCGGCGGCAUCGUCGCCGCGUGGGGGGCUUCCGUCCAGGACGACGACGCCAAGGUCAAAGUGGCCACGCACAAGAUGGAGAACCUGCCGCAGCAGCUCAAGACGAUGGACCAUCCGAUGCAGCCUGCCAAGACCCUGGAGACAUCCGCCAAGAAGACGGUGAAAAUCACAAGUAGGGCGUCUGAUCCCGUCGCCCCGGGCCUCAUCUUCCGCGGCGACCGUGUCGGGCUCAUCCCCGAGGAGAAGAUACAAGCUGCAAAGCGCAAGUUCAACCAAAGGUACCAAGAGGCGGAUGACGCCAAGCGACGACGUCUGCCAAUAAAGGUGGUGGCGCCGGAGAUGAUCAAGCAAACGCUGAACAAGAAGAAGCACCCGAUCAUGAGGGAGAGGAGCCAGGCGAGGUGCGGCAGCUCCAUGGUCAAGAAGACCCUCAUCGUCACCAGGCUGCCUUCACAUCAUAGGGUUUAG
This is a messenger RNA of Lolium perenne, 961 nucleotides long. RefSeq lists its product as uncharacterized. The record is from RefSeq and is a predicted model, not a curated record. NCBI's taxonomy places the organism in Eukaryota, Viridiplantae, Streptophyta, Magnoliopsida, Poales, Poaceae.